AUGGAGGGCGAUCAGCUGAGCAGCCCCCUGGCCGGUCACCACCACAGCAUCGACAUUGACAUCGCGGCGGAGGCGAAAUCAUCGGACGCCGUCGACGGCGAGGCCGGGCGGAAGUGGCUGCGCAAGCUCACGUCGGCGACUGUGAACAAGGCCGUGAUGAGGGACCUCAUCGCACGGACGCCCAUGCUGUGGUACCUCGCCGAGCGCUCGGGCACCAUACUCCGCCCGCGCACCCGCCGCGCCGCGGGCGCCGAGGCGCUCCACGCGGUGCGCGCUGUGGCCAUCGGUCCGUUCCACCGCGGCGACCGGGGCCUCCCCUUCCCCGACGACGCCAAGCUCCCGUUCAUGCGGUACCUGCAGGACCAGUGCGGGCUCGACGUCGACGCGUACGUGGCGGCGCUGUCGGCGGAGCGCGACCGCCUCCGCGACGAGUUCGCCGACGACGACGCGGACGCGGGGACGGACAAGGCGCUGCUGGACGACGAGGAGAAGUUCCUGCAGAUGCUGCUCCUGGACAGCUGCUUCGUCCUCGUCGUGAGCAUGAUGCUCAGCAAGACUGGCGUCGGCGAGGACGCCGACAGCGCGGCGCGGGCGGCGUCCAUCAACCGGGAGUACUUCAUACUGCACAUGGCCGUGGCGCAGCACGCCGAGCAGAUCAAGCUCGACAUGCUGGUGCUCGAGAACCAGGUCCCCUUCGCCGCCGUGAAGCUGCUCGUCGCCUCCUGCGGCAGGCUGAAGCUCCGCCACUCCGUCGAGGAGGUGGUACUCGGCUGCUUCGAGGACAUCUGCCCGAAGCGGGCGUGCCUCGCCCGCGACGCCGCGGGCGCAGAGUUCCAUCACGUCCUGCACCUCUUCCACUGGUCCCGCGUGCCGGCUAACAAAUACUGCAUCCUCUCGACGCCACUGAAGCUCCUCAAGAUCAAGAAGGAGUCGGAGCGGCUGUUCCCCUGCUCCGUGGAGCUGCGGCACUCGGCGGUGUGGUUCCGGCAGGCGGCGGCGUCGACCUGCCAAGGCGACCUCGACAUGUCGUUCUGGAGCCGGCCGGCGAGCCCCGUGGCGGUGAUGAGCAUCCCGUGCUUCCACGUCCACGAGUACAGCGCGGCGGUGCUGUACAACAUGCUGGCCUUCGAGAUGCGGUUCCACUGGGCGCACGGCGCAUGCGUGACGACGCACGUCGCCCGGAUGGAGGGACUCGUGCGGUGCCCGCAGGACGCGACGUUUCUGCGCCGGCGAGGUGUCCUUUCCGCCACGCGGCUGACGGACGCGGAACUUGUCUACUUCUUCCGGGAGCUCGGGGCGCAGACAGUCGGCGCGAGGCUGCCGGAUGAGUUCGGCGAGAUGGUCGACGCGGUGGCGUGCCACCGAAGGCGGCGGGUGAGCUGGUGGUGCGGCGGGUUCGUGCUGCACUUCUUCCCGUCGCCGUGGGUGGCCGUCUCGCUUCUCGCGGCGGCCGCAAUUUUCGCCGUGCCGUCCAUGCUGCAGACGGUGUAUACCAUGCUCGGCUAUAUCGAAAGUACUGCUAGUUAA
Molecule: messenger RNA, 1527 nt
Organism: Triticum turgidum subsp. durum (durum wheat)
Lineage: Eukaryota; Viridiplantae; Streptophyta; Magnoliopsida; Poales; Poaceae
Source: the annotation of a GenBank genome assembly